AUGACGAGGAAGAAGCUAAACCUAGCUUACAUCGCCAAUGAUUCGAUGAGGAAAUCAACAUUCAACAAGAGGAAGAAAGGGUUUAUCAAAAAGAUCCACGAGCUCUCCGUUCUCUGCGGUAUCGAAGCAUGUGCGGUGAUCUACAGUCCGUACAACGCAAGCCCGGAGGUGUGGCCAUCGAACUCGGGAGUGAAGAAGAUAGUGGAGAAGUUCGAGGCGCUGCCAGGGAUGGAGAAAGAGAAGAAAAUGGUGAACCACGAAGGUUUUCUCAGACAAAGCAUCGCAAAAACCAUGGAGAGUAGCAACAAGAAGAUGAAGGAAAACAAGGAGAGGACGAUGAAGGAGGCCAUGUUCCAGUGUCUUAGUGGGAAAGGAGAGCUGCUUAAGCUGACUGAUAUAGAUCGUCAGGAUCUGUGUAAGUACAUUGAUCAAUACCUUAAGGAGCUUUAUCACCACAGGAACCAAACCCUGAGUCAAUCGCAUCUUGAAUAUGGAGAAUCUUCUUCAGCUGCUAACGUGGGUUCCUCGGCUUUUCCAAAUCACGACGUUUUCAACUCUCCUCAACUAGUCAAUGAGUUAUGGGCCUCCUUGAGGCCCGUAAUCUCUUCGAACCAUCAGAAACAAGAAGAGGUUAGUACUUUUGGAGAUGAUCAGUUUCUUCCUGCCGUCAAUGACCAACAAGGUUACUAUCAAAUGAUGAAUCAUGUCGGUGUUUACGACCAUCAUCCAAAUCAUGUCGGUGUUUACGACCAGCAGCAGUUUGGAUGUCCAAUGGUGAGUCAAGAUGGAAUUUACAAUCCGAGUCAAAGUCACAAUCUUCAGGAGGAAGGAUGGUUGGUUGCUCAGAAUCAGAUGUUGAACCAUCCUGAGCAAAUGUGUUUUCCUAUGAUGGAUGACAACAACCGUUACUACCACCACCAGCCCUAA
Molecule: messenger RNA, 927 nt
Organism: Thlaspi arvense
Lineage: Eukaryota; Viridiplantae; Streptophyta; Magnoliopsida; Brassicales; Brassicaceae
Source: the annotation of a GenBank genome assembly